AACUGGGGGGGACUGGGACAAACUGGGGGCGAUGGGGACGAACCGGGGGGGACGGGGACAAGACGGGGGACCGGGAUAAACGGGGGGGACGGGAAUAAACGGGAGGGGAACGAGCAGAAAGAGGGGGACAGGCAGAAAGGGAGGGGGGGACCUGCGUGGUGCGGGGCCACAUCCGCCACCCCCCGCUGUCCCCGCGCUGUCCCCCGGUGCCUUCGUCAGCGCCUCGCCCCGCCCGCUCUUGCGGCUUCUCUCUGUCCCCGCUGUCCCCCCCGGCGGUCCCCCCGGGAGAGGCGGGGAGGGGGCAGCACGGAGGAGGAGGAGGAGGAGGAGGAGGAGCGCGCAGAGGGAGGCGGGGGGGCAGGAAACCCUCCUGGAAGUAUGAAGGAGAUGGUGGGAGGCUGCUGUGUGUGUUCCGACGAGCGCGGCUGGGCGGAGAACCCGCUCGUCUACUGCGACGGCCACGGCUGCAAUGUGGCCGUGCACCAAGCUUGUUAUGGAAUUGUCCAGGUUCCCACCGGCCCCUGGUUCUGCCGGAAAUGUGAAUCCCAGGAAAGAGCCGCCCGAGUGAGGUGCGAGCUGUGUCCCCACAAGGAUGGAGCCCUGAAGCGCACGGACAAUGGGGGCUGGGCCCACGUGGUGUGUGCCCUAUACAUCCCCGAGGUGCAGUUUGCCAACGUGCUCACCAUGGAGCCCAUCGUGCUCCAGUACGUCCCCCACGACCGCUUCAACAAGACCUGCUACAUCUGCGAGGAGCAAGGGCGGGAGAGCAAGGCGGCCUCGGGGGCCUGCAUGGCCUGCAACCGUCACGGCUGCCGCCAGGCCUUCCAUGUCACCUGUGCACAGAUGGCCGGGCUCCUGUGUGAGGAGGAGGUGCUGGAGGUCGACAAUGUCAAAUACUGCGGCUACUGCAAAUACCACUUCAACAAAAUGAAGACCUCGCGCCAUUCCGGGACCAGCUCCUUUCUCCCGGGCAGGAGGAGCCGCUCAGCAUCCCCAGCCCAGGAAAAGCACCUGUCCCACCACGAGCGGCCAAAAAAGAGCCGCAAGGACAAGGAGAGGCCGAAGCAGAAGCACAAAAAGCGGCCGGAUUCCCCCAACAGCCUCCCCCCAGCACCUGUGGCCAUGGCUGCUGAGAAGGGCUCCAGCAGCCACCACGAGGCCACCAAGGAGAGCUCAGAGGUGGCCAGGGCAGAGGCCAAGGGCAGGAAAUCCUCGAGCCACGGCAGCAGCCACAAGGGCAAGAAGAUGGGAAGUGGGAAAAGCUCCGCAGGCUUUGGAUCUGCCCCAGCUGGAGGAACCUUCCAGACGGCCGGCUCCUCCUGCAGCCUGCCCGGCUCCCAGGACUUCGCGCCCUUCCCCAAGCUGGAGCAGGAGGAUGAGAAGUUCCGCAAGGCCACCAGCUCCAGCUCCUCCUCGCAUUGCUCGCCACUCUCUGAGGGCCCCAAGGCCGACGUCUUCGAGCAGAAGGUCAUCUUCUCCGGCUUCGGCUCUAUCAUGCGCUUCUCCACCUCAGCCGUGGGCCAGCCCCGAGCCCGCGACGCCUCACCCGUGGACUACAAAGCCUCCAGCACCCUUGGUGGCCCCGCGGGUGGCACGGGUGGCACGGCUGGCGCCGCCGGGAGCGGCCACAAGCGGAUGCCGUCGCUGGGCUCCGAGGAGGGAGAGGUGCUCAAGGAGAAGAAGCACAAGGGCAGCAAGAAGAACAAGCAUGGCCCUGGCAGGCCCAAGGCGGGCAAAGGCAAAGAGGUUUUGGGGGCCCAGCUGGCUGGGUCCACCUCCACCUCCUCCUCUCCCUUCUCCGGGGGAUCCCUCGUCAGCUCUAGCAUCGGGAAUUCUUCCCGGAGCUUCAGCCACCCCGGGAGUCUGCCCAGCCUCAGCAUGGAGUCGCCACUGCUGGGCUCAGGGAUCUACACGAGCAACAAGGACCCAAUCCCGCUGGGCGCGGCGCUGCGGGCGGUGUGCAGCACGCCGCUGCCCUCGGGGCUGCUCCCGCACCAGGGCGGCGCCGCCCUGCCCCAGCUCAGCCGGUCGCCCUUCGCCAGCUCCAUCCCCGCCUCCUCCUCCGCCGGAUCCACCACACAGGUGUUUUCCCUGGCGGGUUCCACCUUCAGCCUUCCUUCCUCGCACAUUUUUGGGAGCCCGCUGACGUCCGGGCUGUCCCUGAACCCCCUCCUCAGCCAGCCGGAGAGCAGCCGGGCAGAGCCCGACCUGGAGGACUGCGGCUUCGGCUGCCGAGGGACGUCCCCGCAGGAGAGCCUGUCCUCCAUGUCCCCCAUCAGCAGCCUGCCGACCCUCUUCGACCAGACCGUGUCGUGCAGCAGCAGCGGGCAGCUGGACAAUGUCCCGCAGGCCACCCCCAACAUCGAGCAACUCCUGGAGAAGCAGGGCAACGGCGAGGCCGGGGUGAACAUUGUGGAGAUGCUGAAGGCACUGCACUCGCUGCAGAAGGAGAACCAGCGGCUGCAGGAGCAGAUCAUGACGCUGACAGCCAAGAAGGAGCGGCUGCAGCUGCUCAAUGUCCAGCUGUCUGUCCCCUUCCCCGUAGUCACCAGCAGCAACGGCCCGGGCAGCCAGUCCCAGUACAUCCUGCCCGCCAAUGUCUGCGGCGGUGACUCCCUGAGCAUCAGCAAGAGCCCCCCGUGCAAGAAUAGCUUCGGCAUCGAGAACUCGCUCUCCACGUCCUCCGAGGACCCUCACUCGGGCUGUCCCAGCAGGAGCAGCUCCUCCCUGUCCUUCCACAGCACCCCCCCGCCCCUGCCCAUGCUGCAGCCCAGCCCCGCCUCGCUGCCGCUGCCCGGGGCGCAGCAGGUGAACGGCCUGGCCAGGGCGGCGGGCGGGGGGCUGGCCGGAGCCUCGGGGGGCAGCCACGGCCUCUCGGCGGUGCCCAUGGUGGACGGCCUGCUGGGCAGUCUGGCCGGAGCCCAGCAGAUGCCGCUCAACGGGAUCCUGGGGAGCCUGAACGGAGCGCAGCCCGCCCCGCCUCCGAGCGCGGCCCCGGCCCUGCAGCUCUCCACCAGCCUGAGCAGCGUGGCGAGCCUGAGCCCCCUGACGGAGCAGCAGCGGCACGUCCUGCAGCAGCACGAGCAGCAGCUGCAGCAGCUGCAGCAGCUCCUGACUUCCCAGCCGCUUAACCCGGAGCAGCAGGCGCUCGUGUUCCAGAUGAUGCAGCAGAUCCAGCAGAAGCGGGAGCUGCAGCGGCUGCAGAUGUCGGGCUCGUCCCAGCUGUCCCUGCUGGCUGCCACCUCGGCCCCGCUGCACCCCAGCCCCAGCGCGCUGCUGACCUCGGCCGCGCCCAGCGGGAGCUCCCUGCUGGCCUCGCUGUCCCCGCAGCAGCUGAACCCCGGCGGGGCCCUGCUGGCCCCCCAGGCCACCCCCCCGCUGGGCUCGGGGCCGGCCAUGGCCCCCAACCCCUUCCUGAGCCUGCAGCCUGACGGCAGCGCCCCGAAAGGAACGCCCCUGGGUGACAAGGGCGCUCCCCUGGCGCAGGACAAGGGCUAGGAGCCCGCCGGCCCCGAGCCCGCAGCCAAUCCUCUCCCGGGGACCGCGGCUUCCCCGCAGCACCAGCAGAGCCCGGAGCUCCAGAAAUGGCCCAGGAGGAGCCUCGGGAGCCACAGCGGCUGUCAUCACCCCAGUGCCACCAGGAGUGAAAGUGGGGUCACCUGUCCCCUGCUCCCUGUGCUGGAGGGGACUCCAGUGGAUCCUGCCAGGAGCGUGGGAAGCACCCACGGUACCAGAGACCCCCCAGAGCCUCGGGGAAGGACAUGGUGGCACCUGGAGGUGCCCAAGAAUAGGACUCAAUGUGGCACUGCCAGGGAAGGAUGUGGUGGCACCUGGAGGUGUCCAAGGAUGUGCACUGCUGGAGAAGGGACAUGGUGGCACCUGGCAAUGUCCCAAGAGCCAACACUGGAUGUUGCACUGCUGGGCAAGGAUGUGAUGUCACCUGGCGGUGUCCAAGGAUGUGGCCCUGGAUGUGGCACUGCCAAGAGAGGACGUGGUGGCCAUGCCCAGGUGGGGACAUCCAGAUGAAUUCCCAAGCUGAGGUUUCCCUGCUUUUCCCACUGGGCUUUGCUUCAGCUGGAAGAUGAUCCAGCCUGGAAAGACAGAUGGAUGAGGAUGGACAGAGGUGGGAAGGAGGUGGCACCACCUGGGAGGAUGUUGUCACCUGUGCCAGCUGCCGGAGGGGCGGGGCUGUCCUUCCCUCCUGGAAUUCCCAAAGGCCAACAUCUCAGCUGGGGCCACAGCUGGAAUUGUCCAAGGUCAGGAGCUCCUGGACCUGGGAGAGGAUUCCUGGACCAGAGUUUGGAGAUGAAAAUCUUUGUGGGGAGGAGAAUCCCAAAUGCGGUCCCUGCGUUUUCCCACCCACCACAAAUCAUUCCCACAAAACCACGUUCUUCCACUGGUCCUGGGAAGAGGGAUCUCCAAGGAAUGGGACAGUGACCACAGUCCUGAGCCUGAGAUGGCAGAAGUUCCAUUGUUCUCCACCUUUUGACCUUGAUUCCAUCUCCAGCCUGGAAUAUCCACUGGGGGUCGGCUUCCUCUGAGCUGGGAUGGAUAGGUGGAAGGAAGGAAGGAAGGAAGGAAGGAAGGAAGGAAGGAAGGAAGGAAGGAAGGAAGGAAGGAAGGAAGGAAGGAAGGAAGGAAGGAAGGAAGGACAGUUAGAGCAGUUCUGGGAAGGGGAACACCAACACCAAAUGCACCAAUGCCCCUUCCCUCAUCCCUAGUAAAUCCAGGGCUCCUGGGAAUGCUCCAGCUGACGGAAACUCCUUUGGGAGAGCCCCAAAUCCCAAAUUUUUGGACCUUCAUGCAUGUUUAGCACAUCCCCACUG
This is a messenger RNA of Zonotrichia leucophrys gambelii, 4826 nucleotides long. It is a transcript of the gene MLLT6, whose product is annotated as MLLT6, PHD finger containing. The record is from RefSeq and is a predicted model, not a curated record. Gene Ontology annotation, biological process: regulation of transcription by RNA polymerase II. Gene Ontology annotation, cellular component: nucleus. The coding region runs from base 379 to 3498 and encodes 1039 amino acids. Gene Ontology annotation, molecular function: nucleosome binding; histone binding. NCBI's taxonomy places the organism in Eukaryota, Metazoa, Chordata, Aves, Passeriformes, Passerellidae. The transcript is spliced from 20 exons.